AUGUCGCUUGAUCCCAACGAUGGGUUUGUCGCCGCCGAGGCCGCAGAACCGGAGAGCGGCGACCUGCCAAUCUUCACGAUCGAGCGAGUGCAGCUGCAGUUCUCCAUAGCGGCUGAUUUUGCCGCCGCACAGGUCGCCAACAAUGUCAUCAUCCUGGCCCUGAGCAGUGGUAGGAUUCUGCGCAUCGACCUGAACCGACCCGAGGAUAUCGACGACAUUGACCUACCGAGGAAGCCAUCCGAGAUCGGUAUCAUUCGACGCAUGUUCCUCGAUCCCACGGCGUCGCAUCUCCUGGUUUGCACGUCGCUCGGUCAUAAUUUCUACCUGCAUUCUCAGUCUAAGCAGCCAAGGCUUCUUUCGAAAUUGCCUGGUGUCUUGAUCGAGAGCAUAGCAUGGAAUCCAUCUCUACCCACCGCCUCCACGAGAGAGAUCCUCAUCGGCACCGUAGACGGCAACAUCUACGAGGCUUUCAUAGAAACGUCCAACGAGUUCUACAGGAAGGAAAUGAAGCAUCUAAAGAACCUACAUAAGCUCCCGGAUGGGCCCAUCACGGGCCUCUGGGUAGACAACCUACAUGGAAAGAAUGACUUGAGGAGGGUCAUGAUUGCUACGCAGAGCAGGCUGUUCCACCUUGUUGGCAGAAUUAGCCAUGGCCACGACGGCAGCGGCUCCAUCUACACGAGGAUGUUUGAAACGGAACAGCCUGUCAUCCACGAGCUUUCAAGAGUCACGUCUGGGGCGAGCUCCACUUUCGUUGUGUCCCCCGACCCGCCUGACACCAGCCCUCAUGAUGACGAUGAUGUGCCGGACCGAGCAUAUGCAUGGCUAUCGUCGCAUGGUGUAUAUCAUGGAAAGUUGCUCAAUGCGCCUGCAGAUUCUGCGCUAGGCUCCAAGGUCUUUGCUGAGUCCAAGAUGCUCCCAAGAGCGCAGAUUGUCACACAAGGGUCGGGGAGCAAACGGAAACCUUCUACCGAAACGAUUGAUGCCAUUGCCCUCACCCAAUGGCACAUUGUGAACCUGGUUGGUGGCCGUGUUAUUACCACCAAUCGUCUUACUGGAGAGAUGGUGUCAGAACACGACGUGCUUUCCGCCGGCCAGAAGCCUAUUGGAUUUUCGGUAGAUUCUCAGAAGAACACCUUUUGGCUGUUCACUUCCGAAGAGAUCUUUGAGAUUGUGGUACGCGAUGAGGAUCGGAACAUCUGGAAAAUCAUGAUGGAAACGCAACAGUUUGAACCGGCCCUUCAACAGGCUCGCUCGCAAAUCCAGAGGGAGACAGUUUCCGCCGCAUUUGGAGACUACCUUUCUACCAAAGGCCAUUGGAGUGAAGCUGCCAUGGUUUACGGCCGGAGCAACAAGCCUUUUGAGGAAGUUGCGCUCAAAUUGAUUGACAGCAACCAACCAGAUGCCCUGCGCAUCUUCCUCCUUACAAAACUAGGCACGACCAAAAAAUCUGCUGUUAUGCAAAGGAUAAUGAUUGCGAGCUGGCUAGUCGAGAUCUUCAUGGCUAAGCUCAACUCCCUCGAUGAUGCCAUCAUCACUCAUGCAGACCUGUCAGAGAAAAUGAACCCUGCAGAAUCGAGAAAAUUGAUCAACUCGGCAAAGAAAGAGUUUCAAGAGUUUGUCAACAAUCAUGGGCGAGAAGAGGAGCUGCUCUACUUUGCCAACGCCAUCAAUGACUACAAUUACGUCUUAUCUUACUGGGUACAGCGAGAGAGAUGGACUGAGGCGCUCAACGUCCUAAAGAAGCAGACAGAUGCAGAAAUCUUUUAUCGAUACAGCACUGUACUCAUGUCGCACGUUGCACAAGAUACCGUGGACAUUCUUAUGAGACACUCAGAUCUCAGUCCACGGCGAUUAAUUCCAGCAUUGCUAGAAUACCACCGUGGCUUUGAUGGUGAAGCAACAGCCCAGAACCAGGCUAUAAGGUACCUCAACUACGUUGUCUAUCAACUUAAUUCAACUGACGCGGCGGUCCACAACACGCUCGUGUCCAUCUACGCCUCACACCCCUCCAAAGAUGAGUCAGGGCUACUAUCGUAUCUGCAGGCGCAGGGUGAUGAGCCUCGGUACGAUUCCGACUUUGCUUUGCGCCAGUGUAUCCACCACCAUCGAACACUGUCGUGCGUUCACAUAUAUACCAGCAUGGAACAAUAUCUUCAGGCGGUUGACCUCGCGCUCUCCCACAACGAGGUUGAGCUGGCUGCGGUUAUCGCUGAUAGACCAAUGUCCAACCCCCAAUUGCGCAAAAGACUGUGGUUAGCUGUUGCUCGGAGAGUCAUUUCUCAAUCUGACGGUAUCAAAACGGCAAUUGAAUUCCUGAAGAGAUGCGACUUGCUUAAGAUUGAGGAUCUGAUUCCGUUCUUUCCCGACUUUGUAGUCAUCGAUGACUUCAAAGAGGAAAUCUGCGAGGCUUUGGAGGACUAUAGCCGAAACAUUGAUAAUUUGAAGAAAGAGAUGGACGAGUCUUCACAGACGGCGACAAAUAUUAAGCUGGAUAUUGCUGCUCUGGAUCACAGAUACGCCAUUGUGGAACCUGUAUUGGAGCAAGCUGGUGUUGCCAAGUCAAACCGAAUCAAGGAACUCCAGAUGCAAAUUCACAAGGGUCUUGUGAGCGGUACGCAGCGAGAGGCCGUUGUGGCUGAGCUUGAUGCCUUGGUGGCGUCAGCAUGUAUUUUAUGCAGUGAUUUCGCCAUCAAGAGAAUAGACGAACCGUUCAUUACGCGGGAUGAUAACCCUGAUGAAUGGGCAUUAUGA
This is a messenger RNA of Trichoderma breve, 2754 nucleotides long. RefSeq names its product pep3/Vps18/deep orange family domain-containing protein. Lineage: Eukaryota; Fungi; Ascomycota; Sordariomycetes; Hypocreales; Hypocreaceae. The transcript has 5 exons. The coding region runs from base 1 to 2754 and encodes 917 amino acids. The record is from RefSeq and is a predicted model, not a curated record. Gene Ontology annotation, cellular component: HOPS complex; endosome. Gene Ontology annotation, biological process: organelle fusion; intracellular protein transport; vacuole organization. Gene Ontology annotation, molecular function: protein-macromolecule adaptor activity.